Cervus elaphus (red deer) is the source of this 5120-nucleotide messenger RNA. RefSeq names its product discs large MAGUK scaffold protein 1 (gene DLG1). Gene Ontology annotation, cellular component: postsynaptic density membrane; neuron projection; neuromuscular junction. Bases 904 to 3372 code for a protein of 822 amino acids. The transcript is spliced from 22 exons. The record is from RefSeq and is a predicted model, not a curated record. Gene Ontology annotation, biological process: chemical synaptic transmission; neurotransmitter receptor localization to postsynaptic specialization membrane. Gene Ontology annotation, molecular function: kinase binding. Lineage: Eukaryota; Metazoa; Chordata; Mammalia; Artiodactyla; Cervidae.
AUAACUUGAUAACCUUAAUGUUUAUAACAUAUACGAGAGGGAUGAUGCUGAUAACAACGCUUUUUUAUCACAGAAGUACCAGAAGCCAAAUACUUAUUUUGCUAAUUUUUCUGUUUCUGUCAUCAAACUCAAUUAAUCAAAGCACUUAAGACCAAUAUAUUACAUAAAAUGAUCAGGUUACAUUCCAAAUGGAUUUCUCUGUAUUGUUAGAUCCUCAGAGUUUAAUGUAGAUGGUACCUUUUAAAACCUUAGUGCUAUUUAAUGUAAGUGCCUUCCCGAUGUAGAAAUUUAAUCUGAAUGGAAAAGACUCCUUUAGUAAAAUUGUUUUGAACAAUUAGAAGUGUCGGCAGAGAGAAUCUUCUUGUAUUUUUAAAUUCAGUUCAUAUUUAUAAUUUAUUUAAGCAGUGAAGAUGCCAUUGGAUUUUACUUCAGACUAUGAUUGAACUUGGUAAUCCAGGGUUUCUCCACCCAGUGCAUUAAAUCAGGCAGCCCCAAAGGGUCUUGGUAGUCCAGUGUUUAUAACAUCCUUCUUUACCUGCUAAUCGAGCUCACUUCCUGGAUUUCAGUCCGUCUAGUUAUCAGCUAACAAAAGAACAGCUUUUGGUUCCUGCAGACGCUGGUGAAAAAAUAAUCAUGAGAAAGAAAUCCACCUUAUGCCAUCUUUUUUGCCUACAAAUAUAAACUCAGCCAUCAUACAGCUAACAACAGGUACAGAGGAAAGAUGCAAGCUCUUUCUUGGGAAGAAAUUACAGAGAAAAUGAGCAUCCUUUCUCAAGGUUUUUAUUUUCCCUGAUCUACAAGUGAUGCUGCUGUAAUUCUAGCUGCAGUUUUUACCGAUCAUUCACCACUCAGCAGCUGGUAGAGAAGUAAGACUGCUUGGCAACCACCUGCAGGGCUGCAGAGAUGAAUUACAUUUUCGGGAACAACACACUUCUAUACUCUCGCGCCAGUCGAGGAGGCAAUACUAGCUCUAGCCAUGGCUCAGUAGGCCCAAAGCAGAAACACUGGGCAAAAAAGGGCUCAUCAGAUGAACUGCAAGCUGAGCCAGAACCUUCACGCUGGCAGCAGAUAGUUGCAUUUUUCACUCGAAGACACAGCUUUAUUGACUGCAUCUCGGUAGCCACCAGCUCCACCCAGCCAACAGAAGCUGUAUCUCCCUCUUCUCCCACUGUCCCUGUGAUCCCUGUCCUGCCAGUCCCUGCUGAGAAUACUGUCAUCCUACCCAUCAUACCACAGGCAAAUCCUCCUCCAGUACUGGUUAACACAGACAGCUUGGAAACAUCAACUUAUGUUAAUGGCACUGAUGCAGAUUAUGAAUAUGAAGAAAUCACACUUGAAAGGGGAAAUUCAGGGCUUGGUUUCAGCAUUGCAGGAGGUACAGACAACCCACACAUUGGAGAUGACUCAAGUAUUUUCAUUACUAAAAUUAUUGCAGGGGGAGCAGCUGCCCAAGAUGGAAGAUUGCGAGUCAAUGACUGUAUUUUGCGAGUAAAUGAAGUAGAUGUUCGUGAUGUAACACAUAGCAAAGCAGUUGAAGCAUUGAAAGAAGCAGGAUCUAUUGUACGCUUGUAUGUAAAAAGACGGAAACCAGUAUCAGAAAAAAUAAUGGAAAUAAAGCUCAUUAAAGGUCCUAAAGGUCUUGGGUUUAGCAUUGCUGGAGGUGUUGGAAAUCAGCAUAUUCCUGGGGAUAAUAGCAUCUAUGUAACCAAAAUAAUUGAAGGAGGAGCAGCUCAUAAAGAUGGUAAACUUCAGAUUGGAGAUAAACUGUUAGCAGUGAAUAGUGUGUGUUUAGAAGAAGUUACUCAUGAAGAAGCAGUAACUGCCUUAAAGAACACAUCUGAUUUUGUUUAUUUGAAAGUGGCAAAACCCACAAGUAUGUAUAUGAAUGAUGGCUAUGCACCACCUGAUAUCACCAACUCUUCUUCUCAGCCUAUCGAUAACCAUGUUAGCCCACCUUCCUACUUGGGCCAGACACCAGCAUCACCAGCCAGAUAUUCACCUGUUUCUAAAGCAGUCCUUGGAGAUGAUGAAAUUACAAGGGAACCUAGAAAAGUUGUUCUUCAUCGUGGUUCAACAGGCCUUGGUUUCAACAUUGUGGGAGGUGAAGAUGGAGAAGGAAUAUUUAUCUCCUUUAUUUUGGCUGGAGGACCUGCCGAUCUUAGUGGAGAGCUCAGAAAAGGAGAUCGUAUUAUAUCGGUAAACAGUGUUGACCUCAGAACUGCCAGCCAUGAGCAGGCAGCAGCUGCUUUAAAAAAUGCUGGCCAGGCUGUCACAAUUGUUGCACAGUACCGACCUGAAGAAUACAGUCGUUUUGAAGCCAAAAUACAUGACUUACGGGAGCAGAUGAUGAAUAGUAGCAUUAGUUCAGGUUCAGGUUCUCUUCGAACUAGCCAGAAGCGAUCCCUCUAUGUCAGGGCCCUCUUUGAUUAUGACAAGACUAAAGACAGUGGCCUUCCUAGUCAGGGAUUGAACUUCAAAUUUGGAGAUAUCCUCCAUGUUAUUAAUGCUUCUGAUGAUGAAUGGUGGCAAGCCAGACAGGUUACACCAGCUGGUGAAAGUGAUGAAGUUGGGGUGAUUCCCAGUAAACGCAGGGUUGAGAAGAAAGAACGAGCCCGAUUAAAAACAGUGAAAUUCAAUUCUAAAGCAAGAGGAGAUAAAGGGGAGAUCCCUGACGACAUGGGAUCAAAAGGCCUGAAACAUGUAACUUCUAAUGCCAGCGAUAGCGAAAGUAGUUACCGUGGUCAAGAAGAAUAUGUCUUAUCUUAUGAACCAGUGAAUCAACAAGAAGUUAAUUAUACUCGACCAGUGAUCAUAUUGGGACCUAUGAAAGACAGGAUAAAUGAUGACCUGAUCUCAGAAUUUCCUGACAAAUUUGGAUCGUGUGUUCCUCAUACAACUAGACCAAAACGAGAUUAUGAGGUGGAUGGAAGAGAUUAUCAUUUUGUGACUUCAAGAGAGCAAAUGGAAAAAGAUAUCCAGGAACAUAAAUUCAUUGAAGCCGGCCAGUAUAAUAACCAUCUUUAUGGAACAAGUGUUCAGUCUGUGCGAGAAGUAGCAGAAAAGGGCAAACACUGUAUCCUUGAUGUGUCUGGAAAUGCCAUAAAGAGAUUACAGAUUGCACAACUUUAUCCGAUCUCCAUUUUUAUUAAACCCAAAUCCAUGGAAAAUAUCAUGGAAAUGAAUAAGCGUCUGACAGAAGAACAAGCCAGAAAGACGUUUGAGAGAGCCAUGAAACUGGAACAAGAAUUUACUGAACAUUUCACAGCUAUUGUACAGGGAGAUACGCUGGAAGACAUUUACAACCAAGUGAAGCAGAUCAUAGAAGAACAGUCUGGUCCUUACAUUUGGGUUCCAGCAAAAGAAAAGUUAUGAGGACUGAUGUUUCUCUGUUUCUCUUUUCCACAGUCUCAUUUUCUUCAACACUUCUUUGCCCUUUCUUUCUUGAGUCUGUCUUCAUUUCUUCUUUCUUGUUGAAUCAUAUCCCACUCAUCAUGGUCUGCAGUUGCACUUAUUUUUGAUGUCUUAGUGUCUCCCUCAAGUUGUACCAUCUGUAUUAUUUCAUGUCACUAUUGGUUUGUGGCCAUUUUUCACAGCUGAAGAUGGAAUGGCCUGACCAGCUAUUAAUAGGAUUUCAAGAGACGGGGUAAUUGUGGUAAAAUUCCUUAAUGUUUAAGGGAAAGUAACCUUAAGAGAUUUUUCAGAAAAGCUUUAUGUACAGUCUUUCCAAAUUUCAAUAUAAAUGAAAGAAAAGUGGUUUUAAUGAUUUAGUGAAUUUUGAGCAACAAUGCACGCUUAACUUUAAUAGCAUGGUUUGGCCAAUAUGUUAACUCUCAAGUCCUUUUCUCAAUUGACUCUGUUAUCAAAGCAAAUAUUUCAUACAGACAAAUAACAAAAAUAUAUGUUUCUUAAUUUCAAAAUGAGUAUCUGAGUUAACUAAUAAUUUCACAAGGGAUAUUCAUUUUUCAUAAGCGUUCUUUGUAAAAGUCUUUUAUUAUUUGAAGUUUGUUUUUUUUUCCUCCCAGUAGAUUUGCUAGGAAUAACAGUGUUUAAAUGUUUUUAAUCUCCUUGUGCAACACUAUUUAUAGUGUCUUACAAAAGUUGUUCAUACAUAAUGAUCAUUAGAUUUUUCUGAAUUGAGGCCAUGUUUAGGUGCUUGGGGAGCUCACCUUUUACACAUAAGGUUGAGAAGAUUUCAUGGACAUAAAUACAAAACAGACAUUACAGUGGUAAUGUAGUAUUCAUUAUGGCAGUGGGAAAGAAGUCCAAUACAUAGUCUAAAACUUUAAAUACAUUCUUAAGGGUCAGAUUUUAAUGAAUAUUUUACCCACAAUAACUGACUAUUUUGUUAUAAUAAAAUAUAUAUAUAUAAAUAUAUAUAAAACUUUCUUUAAACUCUAACUAUGGGAAUUAUUUUCUUUACAUAGUUGCACACACACACAAACAUAUAUAUGUAUAUUUAAAAUAUAUUUUUUUCUUUUGCCACCUACUCUUUUUGUUUGAUUUUUAAAUUAAAUAUUAAUUGAUUAGACUUUAUCUUCCUUAAUCUUGUGAAGUGAAAAUGAGAGUAUGGUGGUGUGCAAAGAAACCUUUAGGGAAAUUAGGUUAUAAGUAAAAACAUGGGCAUGUUCUCCUCUUUUCUAUAAAAGUUUUCAGAUGGUUCCUGGUUGGUUUUUUGUGGGGGGUGUUUUUUCAGGGGGUUGGUUUUUUGUUGUUGCUGUUGUUCUUGUCAUUGGGUUUGGAUUUGGUCUCCACCUCUUUCCAGUUCUCCUUUAUUAACAGGCAAAAGCCUCAUGUGUAUGAGUGUUUUCCUCUCAGACUGUACACCUUUCAUCUCUUGUAGCUGCUCUGCUGUAGAGUUGCACAGGUCUUCAUGGUGAGCAAUUAAGAAAUUUUAGUGAAAAGUAAAUAACAAUUUCAGAAAUCAAUUUCUCUGGUCUUUUAUAAUACUGUUUGGCUUCCCAUGGCUUUUUUUGGAGUUGUUUAUUGAAUAUGUGUUUUUGACAGCCUCCUCAUUACAGUUUCUUAAACAAAUACAUACUGGUUUGUAAAGAAUUAUCGACGUUAUCCAUUCCAUUUAUGAGAAAGAGGAGAACAGCUAAUAAACUUUAUCGUAAAAUCUG